This is a messenger RNA of Gastrolobium bilobum, 288 nucleotides long. RefSeq names its product protein RSI-1-like. The coding region runs from base 1 to 288 and encodes 95 amino acids. The record is from RefSeq and is a predicted model, not a curated record. The transcript has 3 exons. Lineage: Eukaryota; Viridiplantae; Streptophyta; Magnoliopsida; Fabales; Fabaceae.
AUGGCAGGUCGUCCGUACUCAAUCUUGGUCAUUCUCUCUUUGCUUCUUUUGGUUACGUUCUCUGAUGUGACUAAGGUUUAUGGACUAGCAAAACUUCGCCCUUCAGACUGCAAACCAAAGUGCACUUACCGUUGUUCAGCAACACAUCACAAGAAGCCAUGCAUGUUUUACUGCCUGAAAUGCUGUGCCAAAUGCCUCUGUGUUCCUCCUGGUACAUAUGGGAACAAGCAAGUUUGCCCUUGCUACAACAACUGGAAGACACAGUCAGGAGGACCCAAAUGCCCUUAA